Messenger RNA from Apiotrichum porosum, 810 nucleotides. RefSeq lists its product as uncharacterized. Bases 1 to 810 code for a protein of 269 amino acids. The transcript has 4 exons. The record is from RefSeq and is a predicted model, not a curated record. NCBI's taxonomy places the organism in Eukaryota, Fungi, Basidiomycota, Tremellomycetes, Trichosporonales, Trichosporonaceae.
AUGCCUUCCACCCGCAACCCAACCACCACACCCAGCCCACCCACGGCACCCCCUCCACCACCCCCACCACCCCCACCACCCCCACCACCCCCACCCACCCCACCCCUUCUCCGCGCCGGUCGCAAAGAGGCCGCCGCCCUUGUCAAACGCUUGGAACGCCAACAAGAAAAGACAACGCGGGCAAGAGAACACCUGGAAAAGGUUGAGCGCGGCGCCAUCCGCGCGACCGACAAGGGCCGUGCGGUUUUGGCCGCAAUGUACCCCCCCCAGGAGAAGGUGGUUAAGGAGGCCGCGAGCCAGACCCCACAAUCGGCGUCUGAGGUCGAGGCCGCCCUUCCCGCCCCUCGUCCUUGCGGCCUCGCGACCCCAACGGCGGCCACCGGUGAUCCUCAAGCCGCCAACCCCGCUCCGCCCGUUCGCCGCCGUCGCGCGGCCAUUCCCGACCAGGGCCCCUACAUCCCGGUCGCUCGGUACGGCGAGAAGGUCGUGUUUAGUGGCGGGCGUGCCGGGCUUCCGGUCACGUUUGCGCUCCUUGGCAUGUCCGACGAGGCCCACCGUAUGGUCCUCAGCGCCGGCGGCAAAGUCCUGCCCCUUUCCGCCAGGCCGGACUGGGCUGUUGUGAGGACCGAUGGCUCACACGCCCUCGGCAGCGAAGCUCUGCUGAAAGACCUUCGCGAGGCGCGCCGCAACCUCGUGGCGGUGGUCUCCGAAACGUGGCUGAUGGCCUGCGUCGCCGCGGGGUGUGUCCUGCCCCGCAACACCGUCCUGCCCCGCGACACUGCCCUCGUCAAACUCCAAGGACGCGGCUAG